Molecule: messenger RNA, 1411 nt
Organism: Marmota flaviventris (yellow-bellied marmot)
Lineage: Eukaryota; Metazoa; Chordata; Mammalia; Rodentia; Sciuridae
Gene: Osgepl1
Product: O-sialoglycoprotein endopeptidase like 1
Biological process (GO): tRNA threonylcarbamoyladenosine modification
Cellular component (GO): mitochondrion
Source: RefSeq, a predicted model, not a curated record
GAGAGGCAGUCAGCCGGUUUUGCUAGGGAAAGGAGACGAGUGCUAGGAAUUAUCUAUAUACUAGUAAUAAUGCUAAUAUUGAAUAAGACAGCACGAGUUUUUUUUAAACCAUCCAAAAGGAAAGUUGAUGGAUUUUUAAGAAGUUUUAAUUUUCAUCCUGGAACACUAUUUCUUCAUAAAAUAGUAUUGGGUAUUGAAACAAGCUGUGAUGAUACAGCAGCUGCGGUGGUAGAUGAAACUGGAAAUGUGUUGGGAGAAGCAAUACAUUCCCAAACUGAAGUUCAUUUAAAAACAGGUGGGAUUAUUCCUCCAGUAGCUCAACAACUUCAUAGAGAAAACAUUCAACGAAUAGUACAAGAAGCUCUUUGUGCCAGCGGAAUAUCUCCAAGUGAACUCUCAGCGAUUGCAACUACCAUAAAGCCAGGACUUGCUUUAAGCUUAGGAGUAGGCUUAUCAUUUAGUUUACAGCUGGUAGACGAGCUGAAAAAGCCAUUCAUCCCCAUUCAUCAUAUGGAGGCUCACGCACUUACUAUUAGGUUGACCAAUAAAGUAGAGUUUCCAUUUUUAGUUCUUUUGAUUUCUGGAGGUCACUGUCUCUUGGCAUUAGUUCGAGGAGUUUCAGAUUUUCUGCUUCUUGGAAAGUCUUUGGACAUUGCACCAGGUGACAUGCUUGACAAGGUAGCAAGAAGACUCUCUUUAAUCAAACAUCCAGAAUGCUCCACCAUGAGUGGUGGGAAGGCUAUAGAACAUUUGGCCAAACAAGGAAACAGAUUCCAUUUUGAUAUCAAUCCACCCAUGCAGCGUGCUAAAAAUUGUGAUUUUUCUUUUUCUGGGCUUCAACAUGUUAUCGAUAAAAUAAUAAUGCAAAAGGAGAAAGAGGAAGGAAUUGAGAAGGGGCAAAUCCUGUCUUCGGCUGCAGACAUUGCUGCUGCAGUACAGCAUACAACUGCGUGCCACAUUGCAAAAAGAACACAUCGUGCUAUUCUGUUUUGCAAGCAGAGAGACUUGCUAUCUCAAAGUAAUGCAGUACUAGUUGUAUCUGGAGGUGUUGCAAGUAACUUGUAUAUACGGAGAGCUCUGGAAAUUGUAACAAAUGCAACACAAUGCACUUUGUUGUGUCCUCCCCCAAGACUAUGCACUGAUAAUGGCAUUAUGAUUGCAUGGAAUGGUAUUGAAAGAUUACGUGCUGGCUUGGGCAUUUUAGACAACAUAGAAGGCAUCCGCUACGAACCAAAAUGUCCUCUUGGAGUAGAUAUAUCAAAAGAAGUUGCAGAAGCUGCCAUCAAAGUACCACGACUUAAAAUGAAGAUUUGAUGUUUGCUUUUCAAAAAAGUCUCUACAGGUAGUAUUUCAGGAUUCAAAUUAAGUUCCCAAUUUCUUGAGUAUCAAAUUUUAUAAAUAUGUUACUUAA